Molecule: messenger RNA, 1716 nt
Organism: Cervus elaphus (red deer)
Lineage: Eukaryota; Metazoa; Chordata; Mammalia; Artiodactyla; Cervidae
Gene: TARBP2
Product: TARBP2 subunit of RISC loading complex
Exons: 9
Coding region: 342-1442 (366 amino acids)
Biological process (GO): regulation of siRNA processing; regulation of miRNA processing; regulation of viral transcription
Cellular component (GO): RISC-loading complex
Molecular function (GO): siRNA binding; pre-miRNA binding; double-stranded RNA binding
Source: RefSeq, a predicted model, not a curated record
GGGGCGAGGAGACGCGGAAGGAAGGAGGCGGGACGUUGUUAAAAACAAAAAAACAAAAAAACCAUCCUCAACUCGGGAAGCGACAGUGGAAGGGUCCACUCCUCCCAGAAGGCGGUGCUGCCUGCCUGAACGAACCACGCGGAGGGUUGUGGGGCGGAUAGCUCCCCUCCUGAUGGAGACUCAUAGAGUCCGGUGGGCGGGGGACUCCAUAUCCCAGCAUGCCCCGCGGCGGGCCCGACCGGCCGCGACUUGGGGCUUGGCCCCGGCCCUAGCUCGUCGGCGGUGUAUUGGGGCGCGUGGAGGCUGCAGUCACGGUGGCGCCUGCGGGGACGGAGGAGGGAAUGAGUGAAGAGGAGCAGGGCUCCGGCACUACCACGGGCUGCGGGCUGCCCAGUAUAGAGCAAAUGCUGGCAGCCAACCCGGGCAAGACCCCGAUCAGCCUUCUGCAGGAGUAUGGGACCAGAAUAGGGAAGACGCCCGUGUACGACCUUCUCAAAGCCGAGGGCCAAGCCCACCAGCCUAAUUUCACCUUUCGGGUCACCGUUGGCGACACCAGCUGCACUGGUCAGGGCCCCAGCAAGAAAGCAGCCAAGCACAAGGCAGCUGAGGUGGCCCUCAAACACCUCAAAGGGGGGAGCAUGCUGGAGCCAGCCCUGGAGGACAGCAGUUCUUUUUCUCCCCUAGACUCUUCACUGCCUGAGGACGUGCCGGUUUUUACAGCUUCAGCGGCUGCUACUCCCGUUCCAUCUGCUGUCCCAACCAGGAGCUCCCCCAUGGAGGUGCAGCCCCCAGUCUCUCCUCAGCAGUCUGAGUGCAACCCGGUCGGUGCUCUGCAGGAGCUGGUGGUGCAGAAAGGCUGGCGGUUGCCUGAGUACACGGUGACCCAGGAGUCUGGGCCAGCCCACCGCAAAGAGUUUACUAUGACCUGCCGAGUGGAGCGUUUCAUUGAGAUUGGCAGUGGCACUUCCAAAAAGCUGGCAAAGCGUAACGCAGCGGCCAAAAUGCUGCUUCGAGUGCACACAGUGCCUCUGGAUGCCCGGGACGGGAACGAGGCAGAGCCCGAAGACGAUCACUUUUCCAUUGGUGUGGGCUCCCGCCUAGAUGGACUUCGGAACCGGGGCCCAGGCUGCACCUGGGAUUCUCUGCGGAAUUCGGUGGGAGAGAAGAUCCUGUCCCUCCGCAGCUGCUCGCUGGGCUCUUUGGGCGCUCUGGGCCCUGCCUGCUGCGGUGUCCUCAGUGAGCUAUCUGAGGAGCAGGCCUUCCAUGUCAGCUACCUGGAUAUUGAGGAGUUGAGCCUGAGCGGGCUCCGCCAGUGCCUGGUGGAGCUGUCCACACAGCCGGCCACUGUGUGCCAUGGCUCUGCCGCUACCAGGGAGGCCGCCCGUGGCGAGGCUGCGCGCCGUGCCCUGCAGUACCUCAAGAUCAUGGCGGGCAGCAAGUGAAGCUCCGGCGGGACUCAUGAACUACAGCCUCCGCUCCCUGCUCUUCCUGCCCCCGGCCUGUGCGCCCGCCCAGCGCUGGUACCCCCUGGAGGUGCCACCUCUACCUCUGACACAGACUGCAGGCUGAGGGGGGCACAGGGCCAGGAGCCAGGGACCACAGGGCCUCAGCUGGCCCCAGUUCUGCCGUCAUGUAACUGGUGAUGACCAAGGGGAAUGAAAUUGGGGGCUCUCCUAUUAGAGCCCCAAAUAAAUGUGCUGCUUUUUGGAUUCUUCA